AUGCUCCCCAGCGCGUUGCGAAGGAGCACCGAGAGGCCCGCAACGAAGACAACGGUGGAGACGGCGAGGGUGAUGGCAAGCACAAAGUGGCGUGAGCUUUGCCACAGGAGCGUGCCCCGCCGAAUGGAUGCGUUAAAGGGCUUCUUGCAGGUCUCGCACCGGUUUAUAUUGCGAAUGUUACGCUUCGUACUUUCGAGGCGCCAGCGGUCCAGGCAGCUGCGGUGCACCCACCGCACGGAGCCAGUGCACUCGCACGCCGACACAAGCUUCUCUUCCUCCUCCCCGUCAUGGCAGGUGCGACGGACGCCCUCUUCCUCCUCCUCCUCCCCACCCUGA
Trypanosoma rangeli is the source of this 336-nucleotide messenger RNA. RefSeq lists its product as uncharacterized. The coding region runs from base 1 to 336 and encodes 111 amino acids. The record is from RefSeq and is a predicted model, not a curated record. Lineage: Eukaryota; Euglenozoa; Kinetoplastea; Trypanosomatida; Trypanosomatidae. The transcript has a single exon.